AGAAAUAAUUUUAUCAAAAAAUUCAAAACUGACUAACCAGAAAAUAUAAAGUCUGGUUAAGUUGUUUAUAUCAGAAAAAUAUGCUAAUUUAAUAAUUAAUUGUUCAUUUAGCCGGUCAAUUAAAAAAAAUUCCACAACACUUGAACCCACUCACCCUGUCGUCGCACAGUCUGCGCAUGCUCAACUUUUCUCCCCAGAGUUUCGGCCUGUUCCGCCACCACUCGGUGAUUUUCGUCUCUUUGUUACACUGAUAGUGGAUUUAACUCGGAUUCAACCCAAACAUCCAGCGGACUGUGCGGCUCUCAAACAGGCUUUGAUGAGAGGCACUCCAUGAUGAGCAGCUAACGCCGUCGGCCGCACAACCACAGGAAGAGACGUGGCUGCUGCUCCACCCACAGUCGACGCAUGGCGGUGUUAGGGAACCCCGACAUGCUGACGAGGAAGAUAAAGCUGUGUCACAUCAACGCCCACAUCACAUGUCGCCUGUGUGAGGGCUACCUGAUCGACGCCACCACCGUCACCGAGUGCUUACACACCUUCUGCAGAAGCUGCCUUGUAAAGUAUCUGGAGGAGAACAACACGUGCCCCACGUGUAGGAUUGUUAUUCAUCAGAGCCAUCCACUGCAGUAUAUCGGCCAUGACCGAACAAUGCAAGACAUCGUCUACAAGCUGGUACCGGGACUUCAAGAGGCGGAGAUAAAGAAGCAGAGGGAUUUCUAUCAGAAGUUGGGCAUGGAGGUGCCUGGGGACAUUAAAGGAGAGCUGUGCAACAUGAAGACUCAUCUAGAUCAGCGAAACGGCGACACAAAAUCAGAAGACACGGCGAAUAAGGAGGCCGGAGAGGAGAAGCCAGAGGAGGACAACGACUAUCACCGUAGUGACGAGCAGGUCAGCAUCUGCCUGGAGUGCAACAGCAGCAAACUUCGAGGUCUGAAACGUAAAUGGAUCCGCUGCUCAGCACAAGCCACCGUCCUCCACCUCAAAAAGUUCAUCGCCAAAAAGCUCAACCUGACAUCGUUUAACGAGCUGGACAUUUUAUGCAACGAGGAAAUCCUGGGAAAGGACCACACUUUGAAAUUUGUUGUUGUGACAAGAUGGAGAUUUAAGAAAUCUCCACUCCUGCUCCAUUACAGACCGAAGAUGGACCUGCUGUAGCUACAACGGACACAAUGGUUGUUUUAUUUGGAUCCUUUUGGUCGGCUCCUUUGCCGCAGUGAAACUUUCUUCUUCUUUUUUUUAUUUUUUAUUAUUAUUUAUGCAAAGACGAUCAAUCAACACCAAGCAAACACCUGACGUCAACAAAAGCCAGCAAUUCGACAUCUAAUGAGACAAAAACUGGCACAGGACCUGCAACACCGGCGCGGUUUUACAAACUAAAACAACCUUUUUCUUCGUCUGCUACAUCCUACAUAUGUGAACAAAAAGAGAAAAAUGGAAAAAAAAGGAGAGAAAAGCAUAUAUUUAUACUUUUGUACAGAAAAGACAUGAACCAAGACACUACUGGUGCUCUGUUUACACACAAACAAGAUGUCGGGAGUCAUCUGAACAUGUUUUUGAGCUUCAUCCUCCUCAGACGAUGACUGACGGGAGAGGAAGGUCUUUUUUAUAUAUAAAUAAGAAUAUACAUAAAAAGGCGUCUUUUCACAACACAACAUGUUCUGGGAGCACAGAAAGUUUAUGGAAAAGUUAUAUAACAUCCAUCAAUUUUAGGCUGAUAAAUCAAUUUCCUCUGAAUUGUUUUUUUAUUAUUUUAUUUCCAUUAUGUCUGAUUUGGAUUCCUGAUGAUUGUCAAUUGUGAAUAGACUUUUUUUUUGUGUGUAGUAAUUUAUGUUCGAUAUGCUGAUAUUGUACAUAAAAUGUCAUUACAGAGAGAUUGAAGAGAGACUUUAGACUGUUAAAUAGAAAAGAGAGAGUGGAUCCCUGAAGUGCUAUCUAUAUGGUGAUAAAGACAGACUUGCUAUCAGUAUCAGAUUAUAUGAAAGCAUCUUUAUGUUGUCUGACAAGGACACAAAACAGCUUAUAUCAAAUCUGCAACCAUUUAUGUGUUUGUGGGGUCUGAAUAUGUGAAUUGACUUUGAGGAGGAAAACUGUCCCCAGCUUCAAGCUCAUGUAGAGAAUAAGACUUUUAAGAUGUCGUGGUUUAGGCAGAUUGAAGCCAUUUAAAUUUAGUUUUCCUCACACUAAGCAGUCCUUAACAUCCGUCCUCGUGCUCCUGCACUUUUUUUAGCAGCAGAAACUUACGGAGGAGGAUUAGGGCCACUGAAUAAAAAAAAUUAUAAUUCUGAUUUAUGAUCUUAGAAGAUUGAAGUCAUAAAUCCAAAGGGAAAAAAAAAAUCAGAAAUCUGAUGAAAAAGUCAGAGAAAGAAGCCAAGAUUAUGAGAUUAAAGUCCAAAACAUGCUACAAGAAAAGUAAAAAAUCUGAGAGGAAAAAUAAAAAACAUCUAAAAUCUAAGAAGAAAGUCAAAGAUCUCAGAUGUUUGACUUUUUACAUAGAUAGAUAAAAUAAUAAUAUAGAUAUUUGAUUCUAUGUAACUUUAGAUUAAAGUAAAAAAUGUGGUAAGAAAAGUCUCAUGUUAAUAUCAAAAUUAAAAUUAAAGUCAGAAUUCUAAGUAAAAAAUCUCAAUUCUGAGAUUAAAGUUGAAAUUCUGAUAUUAAAGUUGGGAUUUUGAAGAAAAAAACAAGACCAGAUUUUGAGGAAGGAAAUUCACAAAUUUGAACUUAAAUUCAGAAUUCUGAGGAAAAAAGUCAGAAUUAUUUUUUGUUCCUUCAGUUUCCCUAACCCUCUUCCGUAGAAACUUCAUUUCUAAGGAUUUUUAAAAUCUGGACUAAUCAGCUCUACUUGCAGCUUUUGGUGUUUAAAUGUGGACAAAUUUGGAGAAAAGGCAUUUAAAAUAAGAAACACGUCAGAAUUGUCGUCUCGCUGUCGCAUCUUUUAUUCUCACUCCCGGCUGGAGAAGCUGCACAGUCUUCAAGUUCAUUCCGGAAACAUUUAUUUGACAUUUCAGUUUUUGUUUCUGCCACAAGUAUUUGGAUUUUAUUUUAUUUUUUUGCAGGACAGCCAGCGUUCAAGAACGUAAAUUCAGGUUUUAACAGGGGCUGAGGCGUCACUUAGAGCAUUUUAAUAUUGAAAUUGCGAAUAAAAUGACCACAGCUGGGUCGUUUGGUGCUUUUUAAAUGUGCGUUUGUAAUAUUAAGGAGGUUUAUUCUGUAACCACAUGCUGUUCUUAACUGUGUGAUGCAGCAAAUUUGCUAAAGCUCUUCUCUUACAUCCCCAGAUCUUAGAAAAGUUUCUUACUUUUCUGUUUUUCCCAAGCAAAUGCAGAACUGUCACCUUUUCACAUGUGAAAUGUUCUAUUUAGAUGCUUCUUCAUGAUGUGGAAUAACUGAAACGUUAUUUAAAAUCAUUCAAGAAGUGAAACUGAUAUUUGUUUUUAAAGAUUACAACUUACACAAUAUUUUCACUUUCUGAAAGUGGAAAUAUAUUCAUUCAUACACAAAUGAAUGUAAAAAAUACAUUCAUUCAUGUAAAAAUAUAUGAAUGAAUGUAUUUUUAUCAUUUCAAUAAUAAUCCCACUUACUGACAUUCACUGUGUCUCCGUGGCAACAAAUCCAGACAAACGCAGCUGAAACAUCUGCACCAUUAAAGCACUCUCAGCAUGGCUGCUCAUUGUUUUUGGUUUCUGUGAAGCCAUUUUAUUAGAAAUGCAUCAAUUUACUUUUAUUAUUAUAGUUAUUAAAAUAUGUUGUAAAACAAUAUUUAGGAGCUUUGACCGUGAAAAAAUAAGGAACUACAACUCUUUUGUGCAUCAUCUUCUGCCACACUUUUUCCUUCCACUUCACUUUCCAUUAACGUCCGUCCAGGUACAUCUCAAUAAAUAAGUCUAUCUAUGUAACUUUAGAUUAAUUACAUCUGUACUGAUGUUUUCAAGCCUUUAUUUCUGUUAAUUAUGAUCUUUUUUAAUUUACAACUCAUGAAAACUCAUUUAAUUCCUUAAGCUUUUCUAGCAAUAAUUUUCUGUGGCAUUUCUUCUUAAACCUGUUCUGAUUU
Molecule: messenger RNA, 4048 nt
Organism: Xiphophorus maculatus (southern platyfish)
Lineage: Eukaryota; Metazoa; Chordata; Actinopteri; Cyprinodontiformes; Poeciliidae
Gene: pcgf3
Product: polycomb group ring finger 3
Exons: 10
Coding region: 406-1155 (249 amino acids)
Biological process (GO): regulation of transcription by RNA polymerase II
Cellular component (GO): PRC1 complex
Source: RefSeq, a predicted model, not a curated record